This is a messenger RNA of Monoraphidium neglectum, 267 nucleotides long. RefSeq lists its product as hypothetical. The record is from RefSeq and is a predicted model, not a curated record. The transcript is spliced from 2 exons. NCBI's taxonomy places the organism in Eukaryota, Viridiplantae, Chlorophyta, Chlorophyceae, Sphaeropleales, Selenastraceae. Bases 1 to 267 code for a protein of 88 amino acids.
AUGGAGGACGACGGCCCGCUCCCGCGUAGCGCGUCGCGCUCGCUGUCCCUGGACCUCGCGCGCAUGUCCUCCUGGCACCUCGAGCAAGACGUGCUGGUCGUGGCCAGCCCGAAGGCCGCGGGCGACGAGCCGGGCGGCUGCCCGGGCGCGUCGCACCUGAGCGCCGAGGCGCUGGCCAUGAUCAGGGGGCAGGUCACUGCUGAGAGGAAGGAGCUGCUCUACUCCAACAGCCUCAGGAGGCGCAGCCUGGAGGGCGGCGCAAAGUGA